Molecule: messenger RNA, 787 nt
Organism: Quercus robur (English oak)
Lineage: Eukaryota; Viridiplantae; Streptophyta; Magnoliopsida; Fagales; Fagaceae
Product: heavy metal-associated isoprenylated plant protein 27-like
Exons: 2
Coding region: 222-593 (123 amino acids)
Molecular function (GO): metal ion binding
Source: RefSeq, a predicted model, not a curated record
CAGUGAUGGGUAUUCUGGAUAUGGUCUCCGAACUCUGUGACUGUGACUGGCACGGUCUUCACAGUCGCAAUAAUCUCAAAAAACGCAGGCAACUUCAGACGACUAUUAAUUUCAGCAGAUUUCAGCAAGUGUGAAGUGAAAUCUGUUGUAUAACAUGAUUGUGAUGAUAGCGAUGCAAAACCUUUUGUUGAUGAUAUUAGACGGUGGAGAUAAAGGUGAAAAUGGACUGCAAAGGUUGCGAAAGGAGGGUGAAAAAAUCGGUGGAAGGCAUGAAAGGAGUGACACAGCUGAAAGUGGAACCGAAGAUGAACAAGCUGACGGUGAUUGGGUACGUAGACCCGAAGAAGGUGUUGGAACGUGUCAGACAUCGAACGACGGGGAAGAAGGCAGCUGAGUUGUGGCCCUACGUGCCUUACGGUGUUGUCCCGCACCCCUACGCGCCAGGCGCGUAUGAUAAGAAGGCCCCACCUGGGUACGUGCGGAACGUGCUGGAUGAUCCAGUGUCUUCCUCUCUCGCACGUGCCAGUUCUAUGGAGGUCAAGUACACGACGGCGUUUAGCGAUGAAAACCCCGAUGCCUGUGUAGUCAUGUGACGUUUGAUUAGGGAUUAAAAUCAUUGUUUUAAGUAUUUAUAGAAAUAUGGGUUAGUUAAAAAUAUUGUGAAAAAAAAAGUGUUGUGAUGCUUAAACACUGAAAAUGAUGGUAUAAACAUCCCUACUAAACUCCUCCUUUGUUGCCUGUGUACAUAUAACUAUUUAUCAAAGGUGGUGCUUGUAAUUUUUUUUUU